This is a messenger RNA of Melopsittacus undulatus (budgerigar), 5249 nucleotides long. It is a transcript of the gene TMEM129, whose product is annotated as transmembrane protein 129, E3 ubiquitin ligase. The record is from RefSeq and is a predicted model, not a curated record. The coding region runs from base 87 to 1175 and encodes 362 amino acids. Lineage: Eukaryota; Metazoa; Chordata; Aves; Psittaciformes; Psittaculidae. The transcript has 4 exons. Gene Ontology annotation, biological process: protein ubiquitination. Gene Ontology annotation, molecular function: ubiquitin protein ligase activity. Gene Ontology annotation, cellular component: membrane; endoplasmic reticulum.
CCACGGCGGAACUACGGUUCCCAGCCAGCCGCGGGCUGGGCCGCGGUGGGUCGGGCUGUGCUGCGCCGUGCCCGGCGGGGCGCAGCAUGGAGAGCCCGGCGGUAACCUUCACGCUGGCCUACGUGGUGUUCUCCGUGUGCUUCGUCUUCCCGCCCGAUGAGGUGCGGUCGGCGGGGCUGACGGUGCAGAGCAUGCUGGCCGCCUGGCUGGGCAGCGAGGAUGCGGCCUUCGUGCAGUACCACCUGCGGCGCACCACCGGCACGCUGCUGGCGCACUCCCUCUUGCCCCUCGGUUAUUACCUUGGUAUGUGCUUUGCUGCACCUGAAAAACAUCUUUGCUUUUUCUACCUGGCUUCAAAAGGAUGGAAAACUUUCUUCUUCUUCGCUGUUCUCUUUCCAGCAGUCACCAGUGCCCUGGCAUAUUACUGGUCACGGAAAGGUUGGAAUAAUCAUCCGUUAGCCCGAACACUCGCUGUUUAUGCUCUCCCGCAGUCGGGUUGGAGGGCAGUAGCUUCUUCCAUCAAUACAGAAUUUAGGAGAAUUGACAAAUUUGCUACUGGAGCCCCAGGAGCAAGGGUGAUUGUCACGGACACAUGGGUGAUUAAAGUGACCACCUACCGUUUACAUGUUGCUCAGCAGCAGGACAUUCAUUUGACAGUGACAGACUCCAGACAGCAUGAGCUCACCCCAGACUCAAAUAUGCCUGUGCAGUUCCUCACCAUCCGUGUUGCCAGUAUAAAUCCCUACGUGAAGGCAUUUGAUAUCCGGUUGAACUCAACAGAGUAUGGGGAACUCCGAGAAAAGCUCCGUGCUCCCAUCAGCAAUGCAGCUAAUGUUGUGAUUCAUCAAAGCCUUAGUGAUUUAUUUCUAGAAACCUUUACAUCUCUGGUGGAAAUAAACCAGACAUACUCUGUUCCGAGCACCCAGGAACUGGAGCCAUGCAUAGGGUGUAUGCAGACUAUUGCUAACAUCAAGCUCAUCAAGAACUGCCAGGAGCCAAGUGAAGGGGAGUGUCAGCAGUGCUACUGUCGUCCUAUGUGGUGCCUCACCUGCAUGGGCAAAUGGUUUGCCAGCCGACAAGAUCAGCAGCACCCAGAGACGUGGCUGUCGAGCCAAGUGCCUUGUCCAACUUGCCGAGCCAAAUUUUGCAUUUUAGAUGUUUGCAUAAUACGAUGAGUCAUAAAUGGGUAUGUUUUAACUUUUUAAACUUCAUUAUUUCUGAGUGCGUUUGGUUAAAAGACCUGUUAUAUUCGUUUCUGAGACUUCAUGUUCUACAAAGGUGCAGGCUCCAAAGCUUUCUUUUACAGUGUUAAAAACAGAUGUAAAUCUUUUCAAUUCCUCUCAACUUUUACUUGUAUCUUUGGGUUUUAUUCUCUAGAUGUCAGUUUAUGGAAUUUUAUUUAAUCCAGACUUUGAUUUCUUCUUGGGUUGAAUAAGGAUAUACCUUUACAGUUAGAGUACUGUCCUCUUUUUUAGGUUUCAACGUAGGUUAAAUUCUUUCAAUUUUUAAACUUAUGUUUUUAUUCUUUAAUAAAGGGCUGAGAAAAAUACUUUGGUUAGACUUCAUUGAUACUUGUGUUCUUCUUCAGUCUAUUUGUAAAGUUCUUAUUAAUCUUUAGAAGUAUUCACUGAAUAAGCGUACCAGUUGUGUUCCUUGUGCUGCUCCCCUCCACUAAGAAGGGGGACCAUUUUCUGUAGGCUAAGGAAUUUAAUCCCUGAAGAUGUAUAACUCCCAUAGGGACCUUUUAUUCCAGUAAUCUGCUUCUGGCUUAUGUUUUUAUGGAUGUAUUUAUUUCAGACAACAGAAGGAGUUGAAAACAUUCCCCAUUUACUUACACUGCUAAUGCUAUGCUUUGUGAAAUCUGUUGGUUGCUAGAAGCUGCAUAGCUUAGGGUUUCAAUGCUCUUUAGGUGAUGGACUUGGGUUUUUUUAUACAUUUAAAUAGAGUGCAGCAAACAUCUGAACUGUCUAAAUACUCUGAAGGAAUGCUCAGCUGUUCCAAAGCCCAUAAGCUUUUUGUGAGGUGUAAUUUUGCCUCUAAAAUUGAUGCCAGGAUUACAAAGGUAGAAGUUGACAUGCUAGAUGCCUGAAGAAUGAUUAUCAUUAGCAAAAGGUUUUUGGGCUUGCAAUUCCAGGACUGACUGUAAGCAGUAGUUGCUGGUUUUAGUAUUCAUUGGGUACUGAUACACACUUGAUCUGAUCUGCAUGAGAGUAUUCUGAAAGUUAAACCCAAAGCAUUUUCAAUACAUUUAAGAGAGCCUUACUCCUAGAUCUAAAUGUAGUACUUAGUCUUCUAGCUGUCCAUCACACCCUUAAGUGAACAGUUCUUUGGUAUACUUCAUGGGGGAAAGCCUCAAGCUGCUGGAGAAUAUGUGAGUUGUAACACUGGCCUAUGCACUGCAUGGGCUGAGAUGCAUGUAUUUCCUUACUUCGGUUGUCCAUCUUAGCAGGCUGGUAACCUCAGGCAGACAGUUGGGUCAAAUAGAGAAAGGAAUGUUUUUAUGCUUUGGUCUAAGAGAAUAAAAGCCUAAGAUCUUUCACCUGCAUAGUCAGAAGGAUCACCUCAGUAAAUCGCCCAUUGUCUUGCAGAAAGUCCAUCUCCAGCUUUUUUAUAGCCCUCGCCCCCUUAGGUAUUGGCAAGUGAUUACAUGAAGACACCUUGACUGCCAAGAUGUUUUGAGCAGGAAACUAUUUUGAGCAGGCACAAGAGGCAGGAUGUUAAAAACUGUACAAGCACAGGAAGCAGAAGCAUGAAAGAUGUCAUUAGUCUCAGCCAAGCCACAGGUCAUGUGAACAUACCAAACUGCUCUCAGAGCCAGCCAGAUGGAAAACAGUUAUGAAUGUGGUUGCAAGCAUUAUUUUGGAGAGGGAUUAGGAAUUGAGAACAGAUUUGACAGCAUCAUUUGAGAUAUGUUCUAGUGUUGGUGUUUUUCAAUAAUACGCACUUUUAAAAGUUCAAACUGUUUGGGUUCAAGGACAUGGAAUUGCUUGAGGGUGUCUCAGUUGUUACAUACUGAACAUCAACUAUGCAAUUAUCUGUAGUAGCUAUUAAUAACGGUGAUUUUUCUAUUUUUCCUACUGUGUUAUUUUGGAUUGUGUAGAGUGAAAAUUUGACAUGAAACUGAUAGUAUGGAUGUGUCUGUUUCCCAAAGAGAUCUUAAGUGGCAUGGAUAGGAUUGCGUUCCUGAGUUUCAGAUGGAUUUCUUGACAAGCCUGAAAACUGAAAAAUCAAGGAACUGCUCUGUGAUUUAAUUCAAAAUAUUUUCCAGUACUUCUGUCUGUGGGAAAGUUAUUUGGAAGUUUGAAAUGUUCUCUGCAGAGUUUUUUAACCUUGAGAAGAUUCUUACAGGGCUGGGUGGUGUCAUCAGACGUACACCUCUUCACACGCAGCAGCCUUUACAAACAAGCAUUUUGAACCCAUUACUUCUUGGGAGUUUACAUAACGUGGUACAGAUAGAAAGGAUGUUGUCCUUGAAGUACCUGCAAAAGAGAGGGUGGGAUUCUGGAGCUGUGGUUUUGCCACUGACAGUCAUUCAAUUCCUAGAGCUCUUCUCCUAUUUGGAAUAAAAAUAUUUAUUGUAAGCAUCCAUGAAGUUAAAGUUGUAAAGGCCUUGAGAAACUUGGAUAAUAGAUACAGGUAAUUGCAAAUGGUUUCAUACAAGAAAAACAGGUCUGUUUCCAAUAGUAUUUCACGUAAUACAAGCUUUAGUCUGCUGAUUUCUUGUGCUGUGGACUUGUUUUUGCAGAAAUCUACUUAGAAAUAAUUGGAAGAUUUCAUUUCGGUGGAACUUUGCUUUUACUCAUCUUACUUCUUUUGCCAGUGUAGCAGUGCAAGAAAGUAACAGCCAUAAAUGUAUACUACGCUUGCAUCUUUUAAUGGUAGUGCUCUUACACAGAAGUGCCUCUUGAAACAUAGUAAUAAUUACCAAAACCAAAUUAUGAUUUAUGUUAAUAAUAGUGCCUGGCUUAAAUUCCUUAAAAUAAACAUUUUUUCCCCAAGUUUAAAUUCUCAAUAUGAUCUGGCAUGCCUCCAAAGUUUGUAAGCUUCUUCAAGGCUGUGUUAAAAACCCACCUUGUUAAAAGUCCAUAUUUGUAGACACAGCAGAGGGAUGAACUAUGACCUCUCCCUGCAGAGUAAUGUGAUAAAUAUCUUGAAUAAAUCACUGAAUAUGAAAAUAAUACGAUAUAAAAAUAGACAUUUAUCUUCAUGGUAGUUUCAGAUCAUCAUCUAAAGAGCCUAUAUACGUAUAGGACUGUUUCUAGACAAGAUCUUUACUUGCAGUAACAAGAACUUCAUUUUCUUAAACACAAGGAGAGGGUUUAGAAUUGGUCUUUUUAUAGCAUUUUUGUAAGGAAAAAAAUUAAGUAGUGUGAUGGGCUAAAAUACAUAAAGAAUUUUCUUUAAUUAUCAGUGAUUUAGUGUUGCAUUUUCAGCUGUGUAUAUGUUUUUCCAUGUCACUGACUUGUGGGUAAGAAAUGUUAGUAAUCUGAAGUACAUUACAUAAAUGUAAUGUCAUUACAGUAAAACAAUCUAUAUGUGGGUGCAUAAUGUCAGUAUAAAUACACCGUGUGUGUAUACAUGUAGAGCCCAAAUGUCCCCAUGUGCUGCAGCUGAAGAGGUGUUCCUAAAAACAUGGGCUGUGGCUUUAUUAUUUAUUUCCACAGUUGUAUCAUUUCUGUAAUUGUAGCAUUCCAGAAAAUAUUGGCAAAAUAUUAUCCAUUGGUUUUUUCAGGUUCCCAUAGUUUGCUAAACAGAGAAAAAAAAAGGCAUUUUGACCAAGCAGAAUGUAUUUUGAAUCCAUUACAUGAAUGCAGUCCUUUCCCACAAGGCUUGUCAUAACUUUAAACAAAAAUACCAAGUUAUUAUAUUAUUUCUUCAGUAUAUUUUUAUUGGGUUGAAACUUGGUAAACUGCAGCUAUGUACCGUUCCAGUCAGGCUACACCUCAGCAAGACAUAACUGACUGAAGUUCCAUUUGCCGUUUCUUAAGAGAUGUUGACUUUGAGGUAUUUAAGGAGUUGAGGUAUAAAUAGUCAAGCUUUUACAUGCAUUACAAUAAACUUUCUUCCAAAGAUACAUCACAGGGUUUGUUGUUUUGUUCUUGGUUUGUUUUUUACUUUUUAUCAGGAUAGCUAACCUGUUUUAAAACACACAGAAUUACUUGGAUAGCCUUUAAGGAAAAGGCUUAAUGAAUACCUGUAGUUAAUCUUAAAAGUCUCUGAAGAGCUGAAUAAAAAUACAAUUGAUUUUA